Messenger RNA from Cyanistes caeruleus (blue tit), 342 nucleotides. Lineage: Eukaryota; Metazoa; Chordata; Aves; Passeriformes; Paridae. The record is from RefSeq and is a predicted model, not a curated record.
CCGCUGCCCAGCCCACAGCUCCGACCCCACAGGGAGAUGCUGCCAGCCACAUCCAAGCUCUGCGCUGCCAUCUCCUACCACCACCUGCGCAACAUGACCGGUCUGAGGAGACAAGCUGCUGUGGCCAUCAGCCAGGAGCUGAGCAGGCUGGCCAGCCGCAGCCCGGGACCCGGCACCUGGAUCCACCAGGUGCGCAGGAGAAGCUCCUUGCUCAGCUCGAGGCUGGAGGAGAAACCCUUCAGCGAGAUGGAAAUGUCUUACAUCAAGCAAGGGGAGGAAGCGCUGCAGAAAUCGCUCAGAAUCCUUGAGGACCAGGACGACUGGAAGACGGAGACGGUGGCG